UGUCCCUCAUUCCUUAUGCAGGCAUCAUGGCUACUGAUUUCAAGCGUCAUCUCAUCUACCAGUUGUUCCUGAUAUUCACCGCUACCAGUUAUUUUCCAGGAGUCAUCAGUUUAGAGCAAAACUGGCCUUCUUUUCACGGAACAUUUAAAGUGCAUCAGUUUUCAAGGGAAGAGUUCCAUUAUCUGAAUGUCACUCGAGUUGGAAUAUUCACCUACUACGACCUGUUAGAUUGCAUAUUUGAAUGUGUCAGAAAUACUUUGUGCCUAUCGAUAAACGUGGCCGCCUUUGAAGGAGCAGAUGGAAAGCUUUGGUGCGAAUUGUUGUCUUCUGAUAAGUACAGAAACGCCGAGAAUUUCAAAGAAAACAUAAGUUGGCAUCAUUUCUCUAUAAUGUCUCCAUGUGCUUCCCAUCCAUGCAAAAAUGGAGGAACCUGCAUCCCGAAUUACAUGAACAAUUGUUACAAUUGUCUCUGUGGAGAAAGUUUCUUGGGGAACAAUUGCGAGAGAGUCCCUUGCAAGUUUGAUUUCGAAAAUGGAAUCGACGAUUGGAAGAAGACUGGUACAGCGUUUGAUAAUCAGCCGACAUAUGGCGAUAAUCCUACGGCUCGUAACAGAGGACCAUCCAAUCAUCAGGGAGAUUGGUGGAUUGGAGGAGCAGAGCACCGACCUAACAUAUCCUCAGCAGCAGGAUUAUUGCAACCAGUAGGACCAGACGUGCCGCAGGGAACCCUUACCUCCCCAACUUUCAAUGUCAUUGGACAAACGAUCUCAUUUCUUAUUGGCGGAGGUUGUGAUGCAAAUGUUGUUCGUGCUGAAUUGAUUGUUGGUGGCCAGGCUGUGAGGAAUGAAACCGGCCAGUGUAAUGAGACAAUGACCCGAAAGGAGUGGAAUGUCAAAGAGUUUAUUGGUCAGAGUGCUCAACUUCGUCUGGUUGACUCAAGCUCUGAUGGUUGGGCUCACAUCAAUUUUGACGAUCUGAAAGGAGAGAUAAGCUGUUCAGUCUGAGAGACUGGCAACUCGGCUUUAAUCGUAGUCUUUUGAUUGCCUUUGAUCGAUCCUCAGCUGUGGUUACUCGACACCUGAGAAUAAGAGUAUUAAUAGCAGCUCUAAUCUAUUAGCUUAACCCUAUACACCUCAACAUUAAUAAACAUUUUCUGCACACUGUUGUCUACAUAUUUCCUGAUGUGCUGACAAGGAGAACUCAUUUAAUAAUCAAGAACUUCUCCAGUUGAUGAUCAUGUUUUUUGGUAACAAUGAAAUAAUAUAUGUAGGAAUAAAAAUAGCAACAACGGCGAAGACAACGACAACAGUAACAAUAGUGACAUGAGAAUAACAUCAAUGAUAAUUGCAAUAAUAAUAUACAUCGUAACACAUUUCAACUAAAUUUUUCCGCCUCGUUGAUGGCAAUCUUAUCCGGUCUGAAUAACACCUUUUUAGGGGCAGUUCUAGAUUCCUUCUAAUUUACCGAGCUUAAGGCGAAAAGAAAAAACCGUUUGAUUUUUCAAGUCGCAAAAAAUAAUUAAAUGAAUGGAUAAAUAAACUUAGCAUGCCAUGACGUAUCUUCUUUCAAACUUACACAUUCCUAUGAAAAUUUCUCAUUUUCUUUGCGUUCGCCUGAACCGCCAAGAGUGUUUUAGUUGGGUCGGCAAUUGGUCAUAAAGUCAACACAAAAAUAGGUACUCCAUUCUCCACUGAUUGUGCAUCACACUAUAAUAUUGCAGGUCUCUUUACUAG
Messenger RNA from Pocillopora verrucosa, 1733 nucleotides. RefSeq lists its product as uncharacterized. NCBI's taxonomy places the organism in Eukaryota, Metazoa, Cnidaria, Anthozoa, Scleractinia, Pocilloporidae. The record is from RefSeq and is a predicted model, not a curated record.